UCAGUUCUAUUAUAGUCUAGAUAUGUAUUUUGUUCCAUUGAUCAAUAUUGAAUGUGUGUGUUAUCUAUAGUUAUUUGCGUCCUAUCCAGAGUUUAAAUGCUAGUGGUUGAUUAGAUGUGUGUGUUGCUAUGUGUUCAUAUGGUCUGUUGCUACGUGUUAUUAUGGCCUGUAGUGUCCCAUGGCUAGGGUGAAAUGGUGGAGGCGGUACAACAACAUGUGAAGUCUGUGAGCUUUGAGCUGAGGAGGGAGCUGAGGGACAGUGAUGUCACCUACCUGAACGCCCAUGGAGAGAUACUGGAGCCACACACUGUACAGGAGCGUGUGGUAGGUCUCCAUUUGAUGGGGCCCAGUGCAGGGGAGGUGAUCCAGGGCUUUGCUUUGGCUCUGAGGUGUGGUCUGAUCAAACAGCAGCUGGACACCACUGUGGGACUCCACCCUGUUUGUGCCCAGGUGUUGACCAAACUGACAGUAACUCAGCGUGCCACUGACACCAUGAUGGUCAGAGGGAACUGCUGAGGUUAGCCCCCUGCUGUCAAUCACUGUUGUCCAAGGCAACGGUACAGAUAGCAGGGAGAAGCCUGUCAGAACAUCCUCAUUGUUGAGUGACGGGCAGCUAUCAGCCGUCUAAUGACAUCUGAGUCCGGAGCCUGAUUGACAGGUGGGCGGGGACUGACACUGCUGCUGCUGGCCCAAGACACUGGGAUCACUUCCCGUUUACAUGUUUUUUUUCUUCUCUUUUAAACUCUUUCUUUUGCCAUAUUAAUGAACCAAACGUUGAUAUUAACCUGCGGAGGCACCUCUGACACCUUUCAGCUGUGAACUCUGCAGUCCAUAUGAAUACUCAUUAGUCUGUGACUGUACUGACUCAGUUUAAUGCCUGCUGAGUAGCAAUAAAGCCCUGAUUGAGCAUUUAAAUACUGUGGAAACACAGUUCAUGCUUUUAUGCAGGGUUCUGUAGCUACGGGCUGAAGGGAUUUAAGUGCCAUAAUGUAAUGUAAUGAACGGAUCGAGAUUAAACUAUUAUCAGAAUUAAGAAAUAUUCAUUAAUAAAAUGCUCUUACUUUUAAUGAAAGUAAGUGGUUCACAUAGGGAUACAUUAACCUAAGACUACAAUCUCUCUGACUGUCUUUUUCUCUCUCUCACUAUCUCCAUUUGUCAUUCUCUCUGUCUCAGUUCUGCAGGACAUAGUGACUGCCUUAAACACUGUGAUGAAUAUUCACAGGGAUCAUUAGUAAGGUCUCAUACUAAUGGGAGGAGAGACAGGGGCAAAAGGCUACAACAGAACCCCCCCUAAUAAGGCUAUUAACAUCCAUCACUUCAGACACAAAUGUUACCUACAAUUCAGAGUAAGCACGUGUGUGUGCAUGCGUGCAUGUAUGUGUUUGUGCUGCAUCUCUCUCUUUUAUGCAGACACUUUUUCACCUGUCAGCACAUAAUCACCGGUAUGUCCCCAUGGAACAUUGUAGAGGCAUGCUUCACCAACGAUUUAGUUCUGCUUGAGGAAGACAUUUUUUAUUACUGCUUACAGUUCAGCUUGUCCUCUAGACAACCUUGCUAUUUAUUCCUUAUGCAGACACAUUGAGCAUUCAGAGACUGAGACUGAUGUACCAAUAAGGGAAAGUACACCAGUCUACAAACGCUAUUAGAAUAUAUUUAGAUCAAUAGAAGGAAAGCGGAACAGUGUCUGUCUGGAGAUGUAUUUGAUAUCACCCAGAACAAGUUAUUAGGAAUACCAUUCAGCUAUGUCUCCAAUUGUCCUAGUUAUAAUCAUAUAACGAUACAUUUAUUCAAAUUUUUGUCACUUUGCUUUGGGAUCUUUUCAGAAGGUAUUUCCAUUGGUUUUUAGAAUAGAUCACUGUGGACUUGCUCAAUAAAGAUCCACAGUGAAGGUGGCCUAAUACCCAUAAAACCUAGCGGUCAAACAGGAAAAUGGUUCCAAUCGUUUUUCCACCAUUUAUUUUUCCCAUUGGGGAUUUUAGAAACACUUAAAAUAAGGGCUGUGUUUCAUGUAGGCUUACCAUGGCGUGACAUUUUGAUAACCAUGUAAAUAUCUUUCAGACAAGCCCCACAUUUUCUGCAAAAAAAUUAUACAUGUUAUUUUUUGGGGUGGGGGGAUUGCCUGUUUUGCAUGUUAU
Salvelinus namaycush (lake trout) is the source of this 2135-nucleotide messenger RNA. RefSeq names its product thioredoxin reductase 1, cytoplasmic-like. Gene Ontology annotation, biological process: glutathione metabolic process; cellular response to oxidative stress; cell redox homeostasis. Gene Ontology annotation, molecular function: glutathione-disulfide reductase (NADPH) activity; flavin adenine dinucleotide binding. The transcript is spliced from 3 exons. The coding region runs from base 193 to 516 and encodes 107 amino acids. Gene Ontology annotation, cellular component: cytosol; mitochondrion. The record is from RefSeq and is a predicted model, not a curated record. Lineage: Eukaryota; Metazoa; Chordata; Actinopteri; Salmoniformes; Salmonidae.